CAGAGUAUUCGGCGUCCGCGUGGCAAUACCAUGACUGCUGGAAAAUGACAACACGAGGAAUAAGGCGGAAGAAAUCGUCGCUUUCCGAAGUUAAAGUAGCUGUUAUUGGAGCACCAUCUGUUGGAAAAAGUGCCCUUACUGUACGAUUCUUAACAAAGAGAUAUAUUGGAGAAUACGAUCACCAACAAGAAAGUAAAUACAAGCACGAAGCCCUGUUGGACGGUGAACCGAUUCUGUUUGAAAUACUCGACACGUGUCCUAAGAGCACUGAUGAGCUACCGGGCAAUGAUAUAGCGCAGUGGGCAGAUGGUCUGUUUCUCGUGUAUUCAAUAACUGACAGGCAAUCAUUUAAUUAUGUACGAAAGGCGAAACAGCGACUGCAGCCGGACGUACCGCUGACUUUGGUCGGAAAUAAAGCCGAUAUGGUGCAUUUACGACAGGUAAGCCCGGAAGAGGGCGAAAUACUGGCGAAAGAUUUCGAGUGUAGUUUCGCCGAAGUUGCUGCCGCGGAACAAGUGAAUCAAGUUGGUGAAGUCUUCCACGAGCUGUGUCGAGAAGUACUCACGCAUCGUCGGAGAGCUAAGCAUAGCCUGCUGGAUCGGAUGUUGGGCUCGAAAACUGCAUACAGAGUAUACUCCCGAGGGAAAAGCGACAGUGCCUUGCCAAAAGACUAGUAUAACAUACUAAACUAGUGUAUUUUAGUAUUGUCUUUUGUUAAAAUAGCUUUUACACAUUAAGAAAAACACUUUUUGAACGGAUUAAAUCUAUGUAUUAUUAUUAAAAACUUAU
Messenger RNA from Pieris brassicae (large cabbage white), 789 nucleotides. RefSeq names its product ras-related and estrogen-regulated growth inhibitor. The transcript is spliced from 5 exons. The record is from RefSeq and is a predicted model, not a curated record. Gene Ontology annotation, molecular function: GTP binding; GTPase activity. Lineage: Eukaryota; Metazoa; Arthropoda; Insecta; Lepidoptera; Pieridae. Bases 45 to 674 code for a protein of 209 amino acids.